GAAAUAACAAUUGCCAUUUCUUGUGCUAGAAUUGGCAAAGUUAAAAUUUGGCAGGCGAAAUGACAACCCAUUGGAGAGCCUAUUUGAAGCCCAUUUGCUAUAUUUUACAAGUAACCGCCCAAAUAGCAUUGGGUUGGAGAUGCUCACCCAUUAAAAUAUAAAAAAAUUGAGAUCUUAAAAUUUUCUCUUUUUCUUUUCUUUUCUUUUUAUUUUUUUUUAUAUUUUUUUUAUUAUUAUUAUUUUUUUUCCACUUUCUUUUGGGAGCUAUUUAUUUAUUUUCUGUUUUUUCUUAUCAUUUUCCCCCCUUCUUCUUAAUUCUCUCCUCCCGUCUUUCCACACAGUGUCCACCGGAACGUUACCUCGACUGAGAUAAGUUUCGAAAUGCCUCGUCUUGUUCGGAUACUUGUCACCGACGGUGAGGCGACGGACUCAUCGAGCGACGAGGACUGUACUAGCGGAGGGAAGACCCAUAUUACUGAGAUCAAACUUCAAACCGGUUGCAACCAUACAGAGGAUAAAAAAGACAGUGGCAGCAAAAAGUUUCGCGGCGUUCGGCAGCGCCCAUGGGGAAAAUGGGCGGCAGAGAUUCGAGAUCCGUCGCGGCGAGCUAGGGUUUGGUUAGGGACCUACAACACUGCUGUAGAGGCCGCCUUAGCUUAUGACGAAGCUGCUAUCCGAAUACGAGGACCCGACGCCCUAACAAACUUCCUGAAACCUCCGACUCUGACCGUGCAAGCAGCAGAACAGCAGAAGUUAGAGAAUAGCUGUUCAAAUAUAGUUUCUCCAAGCACACCUGGUGAAAGUUUGCAUGUGGCUAUGGUUACAAGUUAUGGAGGAUGUAAUGGCGGAGAUGCAAUGAUCGGACUUGCAAGGAUUUUCAUCUCCAUUGAACAGGAAACAAAUAAUUCUCAACAAGUUUUUGCUAGGGAUUAUAGUACCUAUGCUGAAUAUGUUACCUUGUUUGAUGAUUCUGCAUCAUUAUGUAGGGGGAAAACAUUGAGAAACAUUAUUGUAUCCCCAUUAAUAAUUGAUGCAUCCGUAUUGGACCCUGGUGCACAUGUUUUUUAUGCUGGAGAUAGCAAGAUAAACAUCACUGCAGUGUAA
Cornus florida is the source of this 1104-nucleotide messenger RNA. RefSeq names its product ethylene-responsive transcription factor CRF4-like. Lineage: Eukaryota; Viridiplantae; Streptophyta; Magnoliopsida; Cornales; Cornaceae. The transcript is spliced from 3 exons. Gene Ontology annotation, biological process: regulation of DNA-templated transcription. The coding region runs from base 382 to 1104 and encodes 240 amino acids. The record is from RefSeq and is a predicted model, not a curated record. Gene Ontology annotation, molecular function: DNA binding; DNA-binding transcription factor activity.